Messenger RNA from Aplysia californica (California sea hare), 1714 nucleotides. RefSeq names its product sodium-dependent multivitamin transporter. Gene Ontology annotation, molecular function: symporter activity. The transcript is spliced from 6 exons. Gene Ontology annotation, biological process: sodium ion transport; transmembrane transport. Gene Ontology annotation, cellular component: membrane. The record is from RefSeq and is a predicted model, not a curated record. Bases 1 to 1551 code for a protein of 516 amino acids. Lineage: Eukaryota; Metazoa; Mollusca; Gastropoda; Aplysiida; Aplysiidae.
AUGGCGACCACUUUCACCGCGCUCGACUAUUGUCUGUUUGUGGCUGUGCUCGCUAUCAGCGCCCUAAUCGGGGUCUACUACAUGCUCAGGGAAAAAUGGCGGAAAAGGGAGACAACCGCCGAGGACUUGCUUAUGGGAGGGCGGGAAAUGGGCGUAUUUCCGGUAGCCAUGUCCCUUCUGGCGAGCUACAUGUCCGCCAUUACUGUUCUGGGAAUCCCCACGGAGAUGUACGUCUACGGCGUCUCCUAUUGGCUGGUCGCCGCGGCGGGGCUGAUCACGUUUCCUCUGACGUGUUUUCUCUUCCUGCCUUUUUUCCACAACUUGCAGCUGUCUAGCGCGUAUGAAUAUCUGGAGCUGAGGUUCAGUCGGUGGACUCGCUAUCUGGCCUCCGGUAUCUUUGUGGUGCAGAUGUUCCUCUACAUGGCAGUCGUGCUCUACGCUCCGGCCCUGGCUCUCAACCAGGUGACCGGGUUUUCCCUGUGGGGUUCCAUCCUCUCCGUGGGCGCUGUUGUGACGUUCUACACCUCAAUGGGCGGUUUGCGGGCGGUCCUCUGGACAGACACGUUCCAGACGUUUGUUGUUGCAGCAGGACUUUUUGCAGUCGUCAUUGUUGGAAGUGACAAAAUCGGAGGAAUGGCCCGGGUGUGGGAGCUGUCUACCGCAGGAGGCCGCACGGAGUUCUUCAACUUUGACCCCAGCCCCUUCAGUCGGACCACAUUCUGGAGCGUGACCGUGGGCAGCUUUGUGGGUCAGAUGACCAUCUACGGAGCCAGCCAGACUAUGCUCCAGAGGUACAUGUCCAUUCAGAUCAUGCUGACGGCCCUGGGUGCGGGUGGAGGUCCCCUGCUUGGCCUGUUCUCCCUCGGCAUGUUCUUUCCCUGUGUCAACUCCAAAGGCGCGCUCUCGGCCCUGCUCGUCAGCACCAUCGCCACAUUCUGGGUCGCUAUAGGCGCUAUUGUCAAGCAGGUCCCUCAACCCACACUACCCUUCAGCACAGAGGGCUGUGCUGUGACCACAAACACCAGCCAGAUCUUCAAUUCCAUCCUGAACCUUCACUCCGCCACUCCCGUACCCCCGGAGCCCCUGGUGGACCCCACACACGCGCAGACGGAUGACGUAACAGACGUGAGUGGGCUCCAACUCAUCUAUAAACUCUCCUUUCUCUGGUACCCUACCUUCGCCGUCAUUAUCUCUAUCAUCACCGGAGUCCUCGUCAGCGCUUUCACAGGGUGGACGACGGACUCGUGCGUUGAUUCCCGCCUCAUCUACCCUGUCCACAAACAUCUCUGCUGUUGCAUGCCUAGAAAAGCUCGGAAGUGGCUCAACUGCGCGUCGUUGUGGACGUAUAACGUCCAGUUUCCAAGCGCGAAGCAUAUGGUCUACUUCGACGACGAGAGUUAUGGGGAGGAGGAGGAUGACGAGAGUGGGGACGACAUAAAUGUGACGGAAGAGAAGGACAGGCUCUUGGAUAGAGGCAGCGAGAAGGCAACAGAGGGGAAGACCAGCUCUGUCAAUGACGGCUUUGAGGUGGAGCUAGAGACGAAAAUGUGACAGUUUUACUGUAGCUCUAGAGACGAAAAUGUGACACUUUUACUGUAGCUCUAGAGGCAAUGUUGUGAAAGUUUUAUUUAAUUAUGUUGCAGAAAAGUUGAAACGUUUGGAAAGAAUUGUCUGGCUUCCCAAGACCGGUAUCCAACAAUCAAAACAUCUCCGC